AUGAAUGCACAGAAGGCACGCGUUGCAUGUAUGUCAAAUAAGUUUAAAAACAUAAGAGAAAUAGGAGAGGAUACAUAUCAAGUGAUGCUCAAAGAUAGAUUUUAUAGAUGUGAAACAUGUUUACAAGAGGCAUUCUUUACUUUAGAUAAUGCUAAAUACUGGUAUUUGGUUUUCAUUUAUGAUUUUAUGUAUAAAUGUAUGGAUGUUAAUCGUUUUCAUUUCAUUGAAGGUGAUACUGAUUCAUCUUAUUGGGCUAUUGCUGGCGAUCCAAAUCUUCCUAACACUCAAGCAUUUCAAGCAAUUGUUACCGAUAAACAAUUUUAUGAUAAAAACAUUUUCAAAUUCGCACCAUUUGAUUUCUUCUGUUUUGAUGAGAAAUUUAAACCUAAAUUAAAGAAUAAAGUUGAAGAAAAAGCACAUGAGAAGAAGUUAUUGGGUUUAGCAAUUGAGAAACAAGGUGAUAACAUGGUUGCUUUAUGCCCCAAGUGUUAUACAUCAUUCAACGGUUCAAUUGAUGGAAGUGAUUUUAAAAAGAUUGCGCAAAAAAUGAAAGGAGUUAGUUUACGACAAAAUAAACAAUUAACACCUGAAAAUUAUUUGGAUAUAAUAAAUGAUAAAGUGAUAUUUGAUGGUCAGAAUAUUAAUUUACAACUUAAAAACGGAUUAAUGACUCGCUUAACAAUCGGUAAGACUGCAUUAACAGGAGCACACACUAAGGCUGUAUGUUGUGAAAAUGGAUGUUGUAUGCCAUUUAUUUAA
Messenger RNA from Trichomonas vaginalis G3, 759 nucleotides. RefSeq lists its product as uncharacterized. Lineage: Eukaryota; Parabasalia; Trichomonadida; Trichomonadidae. Bases 1 to 759 code for a protein of 252 amino acids. The record is from RefSeq and is a predicted model, not a curated record. The transcript has a single exon.